This is a messenger RNA of Balaenoptera ricei (Rice's whale), 988 nucleotides long. It is a transcript of the gene RBP1, whose product is annotated as retinol binding protein 1. Gene Ontology annotation, molecular function: fatty acid binding. The coding region runs from base 255 to 800 and encodes 181 amino acids. The transcript is spliced from 5 exons. The record is from RefSeq and is a predicted model, not a curated record. Gene Ontology annotation, biological process: fatty acid transport; retinoic acid biosynthetic process; vitamin A metabolic process. Gene Ontology annotation, cellular component: cytosol; nucleus. Lineage: Eukaryota; Metazoa; Chordata; Mammalia; Artiodactyla; Balaenopteridae.
CUAGGCGGCGGCGGGCCGGGUACAACCUGGCCCUCGGACAUCCCCGGCCCCUCCCCGCUGAGGGGGGAGGAGCGACAGCUACGGUGGAUCCUCCCGCUGGCUUUGUGCGCGCUUGCAAUCCAGCUGUCGCCGCCCCACGAGCCCCUGCCCCCCGAGGGCGCACAUUUCCGGGCCGCCCACCAUCCGGAUCGCUCCGCGAGCCCAGAUCUGCUCCCGCCCGCUCGGUCCCGGUCCGGCCCCAGUCGCCCCCUGAAAUGCCGGUCGACUUUACCGGGUACUGGAAGAUGCUGGCCAACGAGAAUUUCGAGGAGUACCUGCGCGCGCUGGAUGUCAAUGUGGCCUUGCGCAAAAUCGCCAACUUGCUGAAGCCAGACAAAGAGAUCGUGCAGAAUGGCGACCACAUGAUCAUCCGCACGCUGAGCACUUUUAGGAACUACAUCAUGGACUUCCAGGUUGGGGAGGAGUUUGAGGAGGAUCUGACGGGCAUAGACGACCGCAAGUGCAUGACCACAGUGAGCUGGGACGGGGACAAGCUCGAGUGUGUGCAGAAGGGCGAGAAGGAGGGACGUGGCUGGACCCAGUGGAUUGAGGGUGACGAGCUGCACCUGGAGAUGAGAGUGCAGGGUGUGGUCUGCAAGCAAGUAUUCAAAAAGGUGAAGCCUCACUGCCCCCGGACCCCCCCAGCCCUUGAACGUGGACUGGUGGCAGAAGUGAUGGUAUGUGACUUCCAAGGCCACGUCGUGGAAGGAUACAACUUCCUCCUUGCUCGCUCUACAAUCAUUCAGUCUGAGGGAAGCUAGUCACCACGUCAUGAGGACACUUGAGCAGCCCUUGUCCACAGGGAGAGCAGUGGAGGCCUCUCACCAACAACACCUCUCAUCUGUGAGGCACCUUCCAGAGCAGAUCCUCCAAUCCAGCUAAGCUGUUCUCAAACUCCUGGCCCCCACAGAAACUACGAGAUAAUAAAUGUUUAUGUUGUUUUUAGCCA